UGAGGAUCGUGAUUUGUUGGCAGUGGCCUCCAUUUUGUUUUGUGUUUGUUUUUAAUUUAAUUUGAUUUUAAUUUAUUUUAAAAUGAGGAUAAUCUGUGUGCCGUGUAUGCAGGCUAGCAAUGAAGAUGCAGAUUAUUCUAAACAAUUGGAUAAAGAAAUUAAAACGUGGAUCAGACCGUAUGAUCAAGCUAUAAAACUUCUUUUACUUGGCACCGGAGAAAGUGGGAAGACAACCAUAAUCAAGCAAAUGAAGAUAUUGCACGUUCAAGGAUUCUCUCAAAGUGAACGAGCAGAUAAAGUGAAAUACAUUAGACACAACGUCCACGAGUCGAUCCACGAUAUACUCUUCAACAUGGCCCCCCUGGGCAUCAAACUGCAGAACGCAAGGAACUACGACGCUUACAAGUUCAUACUGCGAUGCGGGACUGCUGGACCUCCCGAGUAUAGUGAGGACUAUUACGACUUCGUGAGGUCCCUGUGGAAAGACGCCGGCGUGAGGGAGUGCUUUCGAAGAUCAAAUGAAUACCAGCUCAUCGAAAGCGCUGAAUAUUUCCUAGAUCGCAUAGACCUCCUAGCAAAACCAGACUACGUGCCUUCUGAUGCCGAUAUCCUUCGAUGUCGUCAGAAAACCACUGGGAUUCAGAAAAUCGAGUUCAAAGUGAAGGUGCCAAAAUCAAUGGCAGGUGGAGUCCAAGACUUCUGGAUGUUCGACGUUGGAGGGCAGAGGGGCGAGAGGAAGAAAUGGAUACAAGUGUUCGAAGGCAUCAACGCCAUCUGGUUCGUGGUGGCAUGCAGCGACUUCGACCAGACCCUGAGGGAAGACCAGACCCAGAACAGACUGAAGGAAGCGCUGGACUUGUUCGAAGACGUCUGGCAGAGCAGGUUCCUAAUCACAGCAGGCCUAAUAGUGUUCCUGAACAAGCAAGACGUGUUGGAAAACAAAAUCGCUCAAGGCCGCAACGUGGGAGAUUAUUUCCCCGAUUACCACAACUACAAGCCCGACGCGGACGCGUUUACGAGGACCAAGCUGUUUAUUAGGAGCAUGUUUGCUGAAAAGACGACCCAAAAGCGCGAGCGCAAGAACGUCACGGCAUCGGAACGGUUCCGCGUAGUCGAGGCCAGCCGUCCGCGCGAGUGCUACUUCCACUUCACAACGGCCACGGACACGGAUAACGUGCGGACCGUGUUCCGGGACGUGCACCAGAUCAUACUCACGCAUAUACUCACUAACAUCGGCGUUUAUUGAUGAAUAGUAAAAUAUAUUUGAUAC
This is a messenger RNA of Ostrinia furnacalis (Asian corn borer), 1270 nucleotides long. It is a transcript of the gene Galphaf, whose product is annotated as G protein alpha subunit f. Gene Ontology annotation, cellular component: heterotrimeric G-protein complex; cytoplasm. Gene Ontology annotation, molecular function: guanyl nucleotide binding; GTPase activity; G protein-coupled receptor binding. The coding region runs from base 83 to 1246 and encodes 387 amino acids. The record is from RefSeq and is a predicted model, not a curated record. Lineage: Eukaryota; Metazoa; Arthropoda; Insecta; Lepidoptera; Crambidae. The transcript is spliced from 9 exons. Gene Ontology annotation, biological process: adenylate cyclase-activating dopamine receptor signaling pathway; sensory perception of chemical stimulus.